GUAACAGCUUUCUGAAAGUAAAUUGGGCGGUAGAAAGUUUGUGAAAAAGGAGUGAAAAGUUGUGUUACCGAAAAGUUGUGUUAUUGAAAAGUUGUGUUACUAAAUUAAAUCAACGAAAUCAUGGCGCAAUUUCAGCAUGGAUUAUGUGGUUGUUUUGAUGAUAUAGGUUUGUGUCUUAUAACAUAUUUUGUCCCAUGUUAUACAGCGGGCAAAAAUGCAGAGGCUAUGGGAGAGAAUUGUUUGUUAUACGGUAUCGCUGGAAUUACAUGUGUACUUCCCUUUACAAAUGGUAUGAUAAGACAAAAAGUCCGUGAAAAAUAUGGAAUUGAAGGAUCAUUUAUUAACGACAUAAUCUGCCAUUGGUGCUGUUCCUUAUGUGCCCUUGUCCAAGAUGCACAGGAAAUCAAAGCUCAUGGAGGCGGAGCACCAGGUGGUAUGGCAAUGGCAAGAGAAUAAUAUUCAGACAAAAAUAUAACAUUGGAAUUUUUUGCCCUGUAAAAACCUGUAAUAAGAUUGUAGUUUCUUCGUUUAUAAAGGGUUUGCAAGGCCUUACUCACAUGCCUAAUUCAAUUUAUGAAACUAACUCCUUCGUUAUUUCUAUCUAAAUAACAAAGAAGCUUUUGUGGCAUACUUGAUCGAAAUUAAUUUUUUUAAUUUUCACCUUGUAACCUUUUGUAAAAAUAUAUUUACGUCAUGUUUUGAGGAUUACAUUAGAAGUUGUACUUAUCUCAGGACUGUAUGUGUUCCUAUAAUACACAGGUUUACAAGAAAAAUACGUGCAUGAUUUUAAAA
Messenger RNA from Hydractinia symbiolongicarpus, 792 nucleotides. RefSeq lists its product as uncharacterized. The record is from RefSeq and is a predicted model, not a curated record. Lineage: Eukaryota; Metazoa; Cnidaria; Hydrozoa; Anthoathecata; Hydractiniidae. Bases 121 to 456 code for a protein of 111 amino acids. The transcript is spliced from 3 exons.